UCAGGGGGCGUAGGUUUACCACCGGCUCACUCAGACACAAUGAGCCGUCAGUCGGUGGGGUACACGCAUGUUGGUUCGGCGGCAUUGGCACAAUUUUAGCCCACUUUUAUCCACUUAUUUGCUUCUUUGAUGUACUUGACUAUUACGGCACCGCUUUAUGGGGUUUACAUGUGCGGCUCCGUCGAGUUUGAUGAAAACGAGGUCGGGAGCAGACUACAGUAGUUAGCCCCUCCUGCCUGGCUGAACCCCCCACCGCCUCAUUUAUUUUUGCUACUUUUGGACCAACAAUGUCGGUCACUGCGUCCUCCGACUACUUCGCCGCCGAGUGUUUGGUUUCUAUAUCGAGCGGCCCCGUUUUGCACAGACCCACCCCGGUGGCCCUCGUCGCCGCCAGCCAGGAGAGCAGCAGCAGCAGCACCGCCGCCGCGGUGGUGGGCCUCCCCCCAGGAGAGCACGAUGGCUCGAGUGAGGACCGAGAAGUGCGGGACACCCUGAGGUUGGAGGGGGCCAACAUGAUGACGGUGGCCGGUAUCCUCACCGACCUCCACGGCAAGUUCCGGCCCAUGUCGGCCUACUCUGAGAGCAGCAACUCUUCGUGCGGCGGGGAGAGCGGUUACACCACGUUGUCGGACCCCACCACCCCUACCAUGACCCCUUCCGCUACCCCGGUUCCCGGACAGCAACCGCCGAGGGCUGGCGCGGGGGCAGGAGGAGGAGGCGUGGGGCCCCCUCGUUCCCCCGUGAAGAGACACCACUGCACUUUUGAUGGAUGCGACAGAGUUUAUGGGAAAUCGUCCCACUUGAAAGCGCACAUCCGGACCCACACAGGCGAGAGGCCGUUCCCAUGCACCUGGCCCGACUGUGAAAAGAAGUUCGCCCGCUCAGACGAGCUGGCCCGCCACACCCGCACGCACACGGGAGAAAAACGCUUCCUGUGCCCGCUGUGUGACAAGCGCUUCAUGCGCAGCGACCAUCUGAUCAAGCACGCCCGGCGCCACCCUGACUUCCAGCCCGCCAUGUUGGGGCGCAACAAGGGCAUGUCCUCUCCCAGCAUGACUGUCCAACAUUAGAUGGUUCAGGUUACUCGGGGUUUUGGGGCAGGCGGUCACAAGGGGGUUUUAACCAGCUAGAAUUUGGUUCAUUGAGAAAAAAGUUCAGCAUUGCUAUGUUGUGCUUAAGAGGCGCACAUACAAAAAUCGACACACGGCUGGAUGUGAGGGGCAAGUAGCUAUGUGACCACAUUCCACCUGCAACUAUAAAAAGGGUUGGUAUUAUGGGCUGGUACUGAAAUUAAACCAGUUCCAAAUCCAUAACAGCGGAUUUCGAUGUGCUUUUCGAUUCCACUUAAUCGAUUCCUGGAAUAAGUUGCAUCUGUUGCACUUUGUUUUCAAAUCGCCACUUGCAGGCGAAUCAAAAGUGCGGUGUUAAAAUAUAGUGGAACACCUGUCUUUUUAAAGGUGACGGAUGGAAGAGAAAUCCAGUCAAAUGUGAAGCUGCACAAUUCAUUUAAUUGUACUAUGUCAAAAAAGAUUUUCUAUUUCUAAUUUUGGGACACAAUAGGUCUGCUGGAAGGAUCACACCAGCAAAUAAUGGAAUUAUAUCUCGGGUGUAGACUUUGAGUACAAAAAAAAAAGCAACAUACUUUGUCGUUUGAAACAGACAUUCAUGGUAUGGUAAGAUUUACAGAAAAUAAAUGUUUUUUUUUUGCUUUCAAACAAAAUUUGGGUUUCUUUUCUCAGGCGGGAUCUGAUGAUAGUUGGAAUCGAAAAAGCAAAUUUGAGUUGACCAAAUAAACCCAACCCUUAAGUAAUCUCAGACUUCCACAAUCUGCAGGGAUUUUUUUUCCUCCUUUUUCUUGUCAAAAUCUGCACAUCACAUAACAGCCAAAUCUCCUCUGUUAUCUAGUGGUUACUUUGUAAAUUGUUGCCAUACUCUACAGUAGCAUUUAUUUACUGUGGGUGGCACAAUAAUAUUGUGAUGGUAGCUUAGCACGGCAGCAACGAGAAGAUUCUUUCUAUUCUUUCCAUGUUUUUGCAACUUUUAGUGGUGAUACAUUCCUUUUUUUUUAUUGCAUUUAAAGCAUCAUCAAAGUUGUUUCCUUUUAUAUAAAAUUUAACCAUAGCUCAAAUACUACUUCGGACAUGAAGUGGCUCAAGCUUCACUGUUGAAGAGCUGUUUGCACGCUAUCCUUAAGCCGACGCCCUUUAGCACCCUGGGAACGCUGACACAUAAUACGUCUUAGUAUUAUGUCUAAUGAUGAUGCAAAUGUAUAUAAGCUUUAAGCUUUUGAAGUAGAAAAAGUAUAAUGCUACUAGCAGCAGAAUUAAUACAUGUGAUGUAGUCCUUAUAUUAGGGGUAACAGUAUGGGCUUGAUAGGAAGGCUUUGCAAGUGUGUGUUGGUGUGUACGCGAGUGUGCUUUUAUGUUUCAAGAUUUUUUUUUUUUUUAGCAUAUAUAGCUAAUUUUGCUUUGUGAUUUUUGAUGCGGUAUCUUCAAAGUUAAAGCAUCAAGUCCAUAAGUGCUGUGAAACCAGAUAACAGAAUAUCCUUCAGGUUUGGGUGUUUUCCUCACACAGCAGCCUUAUAAAUAAAUAAGACUCUUGCCCUGCGGCGUUCAUGUGGUACUGCUGAGCUGUCUGGGACUAAGAACGGGUACAAAAUGUGAUUCAACUUUUCUGUUCAUAAAACGCUUAUUGUGAUAAGAAACUAAGGAGAUUGCGCUUAACCAUCAUUUUGAGAGCAAAUACCAAAUUCACUGGAGAAAUGCCCAUUUUCCAAAUUAAUCUGUUGAUCUUUGGUGACAUUCCGGCCCACCACUCAAGCCGUAAAAAGAAAGUCUGGACAGUGACAUACGCGAGCUCCAUAUUGUAACGCAGCUUGACAUAACGUCACUAUGCAAUGCAACACAAUUGACUAUUUUCAUUCAUUUCCAUGUUCAUAAGAGAUGAUCAUCAUGACCAGUGAGUGAACAUCAUAAAAAAUAGGCUACGAUGAUUAAGACAACCUCCCUUGGUUUUUUAAUUUAAUUUUUUACCAUGGCUGUCACAAGGAUGUGGGUGCAUUGGCAAUGGCACUCCCCUCUAAAAAAUAUAUCACAUGAUAUAUAUUUGAUUUGAAACCAAAUACAUGCAUAUAAUGCUCUUAGAUUUGAGAAUGUAACAUGAAGAAAACCUUCGCAACUUAGCUGCAGUAACAUUAGUCAUGUUAUACAGAGGAUGAAGAAUAUAUGAGCUGCUGCACUGUUUGUGUUCAAAUAUUUGUUGCUUAAAGAGUCACAACUACUGCAACAUUUAUGAUAGUUUUGUUAUCCCGUCUAUGGAGUUUUGCAUAAUGUGUUAGCAUUAAGCUGGAGGACUUUGAUAAGACAAAAGUUAAUGUGGUAUGGUUCAAUACAUGUAAUUCUCAUGAUGCUACAUUUUGUUUAAUUAAUAUUUUAUUAAUAUAGGUUUUACCUCCCACAGGCGUCGUCUUUCUGUGUUUUUCAGGAAACGAUGCAUCUGCACACCUUGUCCGGGACAAAUGAAACAGCUUCAAGCCAGAUAACAAAAAUGACCAAAAAUCCACUGACAAAAUGCCAAAAACAUACCUAAUUUACCACAUGCCUGGACUGUAAAUGUGAUGGAGAUUCUGAUUGACAACAUGGCGUCCAUAAACCCAUGUGACAUGAUUUAACCAGUUAAGUCAUUUCAUCAGUUCAAAGAGUGUCCAAACUUUCUUUUCUACUGCUUUGUAUUGUCCUGCAUACAGACAUGCAUACAAACACAAGGAAAACACAACCCGUCUGUUGUCGUCACUUGACUCCAAACCAACAGGGGUCAGCAUAAUUUAAUGGAGUUGAACUGUCAAUAACUUCCUAGUAUUAGCUUGAGUGUAAAACUCAGUUUGACUCUUACUGGUUUCAAUUUGACCCACUUUGGGCAAAAAUGUUAACUGAAAAUUCUUCUGGUAGAUUACAGCAAUGCAAUGUUGUAAGACAACUUAUUGCAGAUAAUGUUUUUUGAAAUGGCUCCUUUUUUAUUGAUGUGUUUGUAUAAAAUCAUUUGUUUGACAUCAAAAUGUUGACUUUGCUGGGAGGCAAUGUAAAACUAGAGGUAUAACUACUCACACAAUGUUAGGGAUCUUAGCAUAAUUUCAGGAUGAACCUAAAAUGCUCUAUAACCUUUACAGGUGAACUUACUUUCACUUACUUACUUAAAACCGUGACUUCUAUGCCUUUGCGUGACUCCUUCAGUCACUCUAAAAGCUUAGUGGCCACUGAGCUUACGGUGUCGUCAUUGGGUUGUGACAGAGAGACUGGAGGAGUCACAGAAAGGCAUAGAAGUGGUCGCCCUUGUAAGAGUAUUGGAACAGCAAGUUGUGCAUUGUCAAAUUUAGAGAAUGGAGAUGUUUUGUGAGUAGUGUAUUUCAAACAACUUCAAUGGCACCAAAAGAAUGGAGAUGUUUUGUGAGUAGUGUAUUUCAAACAACUUCAAUGGCACCAAAAUGUAGCGUGUCACACGGCAACACACUCACUCACUCACUCACUCACGCAUGCAUGCAUGCACGAUGAAGUGAAGCAAACCUCAGUUUUUCCCAACACUGUUUGCCCAGCAUGGACCUAUUCCUUUAGCUCAACAAACACCUCUUCAGGAGACUCUGAAAGCCUUAAACUAUGUUAAAACUACUUUGCACCAUGUUUACAGUUUGAUCAUUCUCUAGGUAUAUAUACACUAUGUCCACUAUUUGGGCUCUUUACACAUACUCUUUAUGCAAUAUGUCUUUUUGUUUGUCUUGCAGUUGUACUUGGUUAAAAAGGCGUCAGGGCAGUGUUACUACGCGUCUUCAAGCAAACACUGUGGAACUUUUUCAAAAUUGUUGUUGCUGGGUUGUCAAACUGCCUUCAGUCUAAGUGCUUUUAGAAAGGGUAAUGAAAUGUGAUUUGAUUUCCCAGACAGACCCGGAUUUGUUUUGACUGUUUCACCCGCACGCGACAGAUGUCCUUGUUUUUCCAGCAACGACCAAUAGUGCAACUUUAUACACGGGUCAAUAUCACUCUGGAGUGCCUUUGGUGUCCUCAUCAGAAUCACUUGAUCAUCGCAAGAAUGUAUCAGAAUAAUUAAAUUCUGAUGUCUUAUGUAAGUGGCUAAACAUUUACACAUGUACCAGACUAAUGAUAACAGUAAAAUGUUUGUUUCAUUUUAUAUGAUCCCCCCCCCAUUGGAGGAAAUUUAAUUUGGCAGGUCCCACACACUGCACUGCUAACUAGUGUGUGUAAAAAGUGAUUACAUAAUAGUAAAUCUACAACAUUUCUGCAUGGUUUUACUGAUGUUAUUUGAUAACAGGAGUCCUGUUGAUGAUGCAUAUUCUAUUCUCAUGAUCAUAUUGAGCAUUUUGUCAUUAUGGGGUAACUGGCCCUUCAGGAAACCCUCUGAUGUUUUCAGUGACAUCACGACCAGCAUUUUGUCUUCUUCACUGUAAGCUGAGACAGUGGCUAAAGGGUAAAUACUUAGUUAUGUUUGGUAAUUUUCCAUCAUUUUAUGUGUGUAGGUAGACAUGUUCAAGCUUAACAUGUCCACACUGUCAUAGUGAAAUAUCAAUUGAUAUACACACCUUUCAAAAAUUGAAAAUAUAUUUGUUAAGUUGCUAUGUUAAGGUCCACUAUGUGCUUAUAAAAUGCUAACAUUCUCCAAAAAUGUCCACCCUGUUUUUGACCAACCUGUCCGCAAUGUCACGUUGCUGUUUUUGUGUUUUUAAGUGUGGGAGUUUGACCAAUAUGCAUUUCUAACAGCAAAACAUAUACUCAGUACAAUGAAUAUGAACUUAAGUGAAUGGAAAUGUUCAGACUUUAGGUGAAAUGAGGACAUCUCAAAGGCAUCUUAUGGUGAUAUUGACUCAAAUCGUCUCACUGUUCAUACCAAUGGGAAACUGUACUCAUUGUAGUAAAUGUUUUUAAAUUUGGUCAGCUUUUUUUUUUCUUUAAGACCUGUUGAUUAGUUUUCAGUUGCUGCUGGCAGUGACUUUGGACUCACAGAAAGUUUAACAUGGAUUUACACAAACUACCUAUUUUUCCUCACCUCCUGGUGGAUGUACUCCUGUCAUUUUCCUCUCACACAAACAUGUGUCCUCACACAGACUCUCCAGGUUUUAAAGCUACAAUAAUGCAAUAAGAACAUACCUCAGUUUUUUUUCUGCUCUUUUUUUCCCUUGCAAAAUCCAUCCAACAUGCUUCUGUCAUUGAAACCUUAACAUCGCAGUUCUCGCACACUUCUCAUCAAAUUUCUGUUGACGUGAAGCGGUAAUGUCUUAACCGCAUGAAUUUUGCUCCACUUUAGAGUUUUUGAAAUGUUAAGCAAAAAAAAAAAAAAAAAAACAUACUGGUAGGCUGUCAAUUCACUGCGGAAAUCAAUUGUGAAAGAGCUCAGCCCAAAUCUUGUUCACAUCACUGAAUGUACUUUGUUGGAAGCAUUAUCUACUUUGGAUUUAUUUUUUAUUUUUUUAUGUGCUGCCCCUCAGGGUAAUAAAAAAAAAUAAUAAAAGAGAUAAUUUCUCUAGCCACACACUAAUUGGGAUAUGCACAUUGUACAAAGAAGGAUUUUUUUUAAUUAUUUUUUAUGCCUAAUUUUUUUACAUUAAUGUAAUUAAAACAACAAAAAUCUGUUAUGAAAGCUUUAGUUAAGGACAAUAGGAGGAAUUGGUGGUACAAAAUAAUUGCUGCAACAAGCUGUUUUGAUAUUUAUAUUCUCAGGUUUGUUCAGUUUUCCGCAUUGGACUUUCUAGAUUUCCUGUGUGACACAAGCAUGUUUUAUUUCAUUUUCGCUGAUUAAUUUAUUACAAAGCGUAUCAUUUGUGUGGUUUGAUUCCUUUCAUAACUACUUUUGUGACAUGGAACAGUGCUAAUAUUUAAAAAAAGGGUUCCAUUGUUGGCUUGACAAAUGCUUUUCUUCCUUUUUUUAUCAAUAAAAAGCCCUAAAUUUA
Molecule: messenger RNA, 6952 nt
Organism: Phycodurus eques (leafy seadragon)
Lineage: Eukaryota; Metazoa; Chordata; Actinopteri; Syngnathiformes; Syngnathidae
Exons: 2
Coding region: 288-1070 (260 amino acids)
Biological process (GO): regulation of transcription by RNA polymerase II
Molecular function (GO): RNA polymerase II cis-regulatory region sequence-specific DNA binding; DNA-binding transcription factor activity, RNA polymerase II-specific
Source: RefSeq, a predicted model, not a curated record